Messenger RNA from Tilletiopsis washingtonensis, 1001 nucleotides. RefSeq lists its product as hypothetical. The record is from RefSeq and is a predicted model, not a curated record. The coding region runs from base 401 to 862 and encodes 153 amino acids. NCBI's taxonomy places the organism in Eukaryota, Fungi, Basidiomycota, Exobasidiomycetes, Entylomatales. The transcript is spliced from 2 exons.
GUUCCUGGCCGCUGGCCACCGCCGCGCGCCUUCGAGGGGGAGCCUGCUGGACGCUGCGCUGCCGCUCUCCUCCUCCGCAUGGGGCAGCCGGAGCCCGCAGCCGGCACCCGGCGUGCGGGGAAGACGGAGCACUUUGUGCCUGCCAUGCCCGACCGCCGUGGCGACGAGCUCGAUCGGCAGCGCGGUUCCGGAGAUAUAUAGCAGCUGCCGCCGCAGCGCACUGCUCCUUCCCUCUCCACCACCUCUCAAGUUCGCGCUCACAGCCGACGCCUUCUCUCUAGGCAGAGGCGCUUCAAGCCUCGUUCGCCCAGAUCUGCCUUUUUGCCCUCAGCGCAGCUCUCUCUCUCUCGACCUUCUCCUCCAGAACAGCGCGCAGGGGGCAGAUCUGCGGCUGGCAACGAUGCUCCGCACCUCCAUCUCCUCACCCGCUCGCAGCAUCUCGCGCUGGCGUCUCAGCGUGCACGUGGCUCAUCAGUCCCGCGCUUCGUGCUCGGCAUCUCCAGCUGCCGCUGCUGCCCAAGCUCACCUCUCCGCACGCACCAUGUCGCACGACAGCGCAGCCACGGAGGCCGCCCAGCUUGGCUGCUUCGAGCAGCCGGCUGAGCGAGCAGCAGGCGCAUCUGACGCCCCCGCCGCCGCAGCGCCAGCAAGCGCCUCGCUCCUCUCUCAAGCGCUCACGAGCGUCGGCAGCGUCGCCCUGGCCGGGCUGGGCGCCCUCACUUUCGCGUCGCGCAGCUGGACGCAGGGGCUGCGCUCGCACGCCGAGGCGCUCGAAGAGACGCGCGACGAGAUGGCGGACGACUGCGGCGACGAGGCGGAGUGGUACAAGAAGGAGCCGGCGCAGACUGCGGCACAGCUUUAGCGCCGAGCCCGUCGGCGCCCGAGUGCGCAUCUCGGGUGCUGGCCAGCCGCAUGACACUACAGCCCCAUCCAUCCGCAUCCGUCUCUCCUGCAUCCGACAUGUCGUCUGCCUCUCUCUCCAGACGUGCACCUCAUCAGCC